AUGGCUUCUGCACUGAACAGCAAGAUUCACCAGCCCGGGGCAUGCAAUGGCUCCAAAAUAGCUCAUCGCAGCGGCGGCGGUUCGAGAGAGGAGUACAGUCAGGAGAUCCACGUGAAAAUGUGUAAGAAGAUCGCCCAGCUCACCAAGGUGAUUUAUGCCUUGAACACUCGAAAUGAUGAAUAUGAAGCCAGUGUGGAGGCUCUCAGAGAAGCUCACCAAGACGAACUUCAGAACAUUGUUGCCGAGACCAAAGCCAAGCUCCUACAGGAUCAGAGCAGUACGCUAGAACAAGACCUUCAAAAGCGCGUUCAGUCCCUGGAAGAUGCCCUGGCAGAGCAGAAGAGGCUGACGGAAGAAGCUCUGGCGGAGUCCGCCAUGUAUAAGAAGCAGACAAAAGAAAGAGAGUUGAAAGCAGAGACAGAACAUGCUGAGAGGAUCAUUUCCCUCUCCAAGGAGAUGCUGGACCUCAAAGCUGACUUUGAGAAGAAACUCCAACACCGAAACCAAGAGUCCUCUGAGAGCCCCCAGAACGAAGGCAGGGGGUUUGCCAAAGAGAACCCCAACACAGAGGAAGAGCUGGCCCAAAGCCACAGUGAGGAGAUGCAGAAGGCACACAGGGAAUUGGAAAAGCUCAGAGCAGAGAACCAGCAGCUCAGCAAGGAGUAUGCCCUGAAAGCCAAGCAGCUCCAGGCCACCUAUGAGAGAGAAAAUGACGCUGUCAAGAAAGCCAUGCAACAGUCCGUGGCUGAGGCCCUGAGGCAGUGGCAGCAGGAGGAGGCUGAGCUGAGGAAGAGUUUCCAAGUCCAAGAAAUGGCUCUACAGGCCCAAGUGAAGAGGCUGGAAAUAGAUUUGCAGUCUAAAUGCCAGAAGAUAAGUGACUUAAAGAAGUAUUCCCUGAAACUAAAGGAAAAGAUUCAAGACUUGGACAUCCAGCUCAGGGCAGCUCAACGAGAAAACAUGGAAUCCAAAAACACCGCAAAAAUCCUAGGGGAGAAACUAGCUAUUGCAACAGAGAAACUAAUGCUGCAGGAAUGCCAGAUAUUGCAGGAAACAGAUGAGAUGAAAACGUUACUCAGUUCCCAGAAUGAAGCAGAUGUCUUCAAAACUCCCAGUUUCUGCCUGCAGCAAGAACAGCUGUCCAUCACAGAAUGUACAUGUGCCAGAAGGAGUGAAGAUGCCCAGGCCAAGGAGUCUGGAGCUGCUUUUGAGAGAGAAUAUUUGAAGCAAAAACAUGAAAUUGAGCUUCAAAAAAUCAGGCAUCAGACAGAAGAGGUGAAAACACAUCUCAGGGAGCAGCUGGUGAAGGGAUUAGAAGACUUGGUGAAGAAACACACCAUGGAAAUCAAAUCAACUCAGUCAUCCAUGGAAGCAGAAAGAAAGAAGCUACAAAAGGAGGUUCAGAAACAGUUAGAGGAAAUGAAGAAGAAAUCUGAGAAUGAAAUGAAACGACUGGAAGAAGAGAAAGCAGCCCUGAAUAUGAAGCUCCAGGAUUCUUUGCUUGAGGAACAAUGCUUCAAACAUAGUGAACUUUCUAAGACACCACCUGAAGGAAGAAAAUGCCAAGAACAAUUAGCAGUAGAAAUAGAAACCACCAAAGAAGAGGAAGAAAGGUUGGAAAGAUCCUACAGAUGGAAAGAUAACAAACAGCCUCCUCUCCUGAAAGAGGAGGCGUCUCAAACGCAGACUUUGCCAGAAGACUGGCAGAACCAGAGAGCCAGUUUGCAAGUACAGAUUUCCCGAAUGAAGCAGGUUCUGGAGCAGUCUGCCCAUAACCACAGAGAGGAUCUGCAGAAGUUGAAGCAAUUGUCUGACAAAGAACGUGAGAAGCUUUUUCGGGAACUUCAAGAUCAUAUCAAACAAAGCCAGACUGCUAAAGCCCAGUUGGAGGCCUCCCACCAAGAAGCCCUCAAGAUCAUGGAAGACGCCAAAAACCAAGAACUGAAGGAGGUUGAGGAGCGCCUAAAGAAAGAAUACAGUCACACCUUCCAGAUUCAGCAUCAGUCUCAUCAACUGGAACUCCAGGCCUUGGAAGAAAAGGCAAGCAAAGACCUUCAGGGGGAACGUGAGAGGAUACAGAAACAGCAGGCCCUCUUGCUAGAUUCUCUUAGGCUGGAGUUAUCAGAGCAGCAUGCGUCCUUUAUCAGCCAACAGAAGGAAAUAGAGGAACUCGAGACUGAGCUGAAGAAUCUGAGGGGACUGAAGAAACAGCAGGAAGGAAGCAGCCAGAGCCAGAUCAACUCUCUUACUGGGACAGUGGAAAAGUGUCAGAGGGAGAUGGCUGGUCUUAAGAAUGAGAAUUCCCUUCUGAAGGAGACUUUGCAGCUGCUCAGUGCAGAGGCUGAAAUGCAAAAACAAGGGGCCAUCCAGCUGCAGGAGAGGGAAAGGCAGCAGCGCAGGUUGCUGGAAGAAGACCUUCAAGUCAAGCAUAAACAAGAAAUGGAAACCUUGAAACAAGAUCAUAGGAAAGAAAUCCAUAGCAUGGUGUCUGAUUUCAGCAGCACUCAGGCUCACCUGCAAAAGAAGAUCAUCUCCUUGGAAACGGACCUUAAAGAUGCAGAAGAGAAACUAUGGAAAUGGGAAUCCAGACCAGAAGAUUUACACCUCAUAAGCAUUUUACAAAACAGAUUAAGUGAGCGAGAAGAAAUCAUCAAACAGUUAACGGAGGAAAGAAGAUUUCAGUGUGCCGCAUUGCCAAACACUCUCUCUCAUCGGAAUAGAUCCUUUUCUUUCAAUCCGCAUCCAGGCUAUUUGACCCCCUCCAUGAAGAAAAAGAAAAUGGAGGAAGUUCCCAGCCGGGUUGUCAGUGUGCCAAACUUAGCCUCCUAUGCAAAGAAUUUACUGAGUGGUGAUUUGAGUUCCAAGAGAAAUGCUGCACCAAUAACCAAAUCACCAAGCUUAGACCCAAGUUCCAGCUGUGUUAGGUCUGGUCAUCAGCCAGUCAAAUCUCCUGAUGCUAAAACUGCCACAAGGACUGAAGACAAUGAAAAAACCCAAGCCAAAGAAGUCCAAAAACAAGGUUCUCAGCAUCAGGAAUGGUUUACAAAAUACUUUUCAUUUUAGACUGACCUUUUGAAC
Vombatus ursinus (common wombat) is the source of this 3075-nucleotide messenger RNA. It is a transcript of the gene FAM184B, whose product is annotated as family with sequence similarity 184 member B. The transcript is spliced from 17 exons. The record is from RefSeq and is a predicted model, not a curated record. NCBI's taxonomy places the organism in Eukaryota, Metazoa, Chordata, Mammalia, Diprotodontia, Vombatidae. Bases 1 to 3060 code for a protein of 1019 amino acids.